AUGCUGUAUGCACUGGGUGACAAUGUGGCCGCUGCUGGAGCCUUCGAGGAAGCAAUUCUCAUCAGCACAGGCAAACGACGAGGAAUGAAGAGCCUUAUCCGCCAUAUCCUUUCGGCUUUUGCCGAUGAUAACAGGCGCGGCAUUCCUACUUGCCGGCCGUAUGAUCCCAAAGAAACCGUACUGCUAUUUCCAGACAAGGCACUGCAAACGGCAAAGCUAGUAUUCCACCCGCAUGGCAUAUUGCCCGGCCUUCAAUUUCUCCCAGACGGUCUGGCCAAAAGAGCUGCAAUUUCUACAACCAGCAACUCGCUACUUUCGCUGGCCAAGAUAUACCAGGAUGGUAUGGCCUCGACAUCUUCAAAUGGAACCCUGAGAAGCACACCAGGCGUUCGAGAUAUUCUUGCUUUAUACUACCUGUCGCUGUCGCUACAACCCAGCCCAUCAACAGCAAAUAACGUCGGGAUCCUCCUCGCAGGAAUUCAAGGAACCUCUGCUAAAUCCGUCCGCACGGCUGGUGAAUAUCAAAUUCCAGAUAUUCCUGGUGUCACUCCUGGCAGUGGCAUUGCACUUGCUUUGGCUUAUUACAACUAUGGCCUCACCCUUGACUCAAGACACGCUCAUCUCUACACUAACCUAGGGAGCCUUCUCAAAGAUAUCGGCCAGUUGUCUGUUGCAAUUAAGAUGUACGAAUUGGCUGUCCAAUGUGACAAUAAGUUUGAUAUUGCACUAGCCAACCUCGCAAAUGCUGUAAAGGAUUCUGGCAGAAUCAACGAUGCCAUCGGAUACUAUCGGCGAGCCGUGAAUGCUAACCCAGAUUUUGCUGAGGCAGUAUGUGGCCUAGCAAAUGCAUUGAAUUCUGUUUGCAACUGGGGAGGUAGAGGAGGCAUCUCUCCCGGCCGUGGAAUCAGGGAUUUGUGGCACGUCGAUGAUCAAGGCCGGCUACGUGAUGCAAAGGAGGUGACAUCUGAUACGGGAUGGAUCAAACGAGUUGUUGAUAUAGUUGACAAACAACUGAAGGACGGUGAACUUUGGGGCUGUGGCACUCUUCAGAACCUAACCCCGGACCAGUUGUGUUCGGCCCUAAUGUCUCCGUCCAGCAAUACCACGGAUGCAAUGAGCAGACGAACAGCGCUCAAUUCCUUGCUACGUUCCUGGUCAGGGAAAAGGUGGGAAGGGUCCCGGACUGUGCGACUGAUAGAACGAAUGGUGAAGUAUAUUGGCUGGCAGUGGUAUCAAGAUCGAUAUGUGCACCGCAGAGAAUACCCAGCUUCGAGGUAUGCACGUCCUAAUUUUCCAGGGGCACUCACCCCGCCCAGUGCACCGACUGUCUUACCAUUUCAUACAUUUACUUGCCCAUUAUCUGCAAAGCAAAUUCGCCAUAUCUCUCAGCGCAACGGGUUGCGUAUUUCCUGUUCCACGCUGCGUUCCCCAUGGCUUCCUGCUACGGUAUAUCCACCUCCAGCUCCGCCGAAUCCGCAAAUCAUAAUUGGUUAUGUCUCGUCCGACUUCAACAAUCACCCUCUGGCUCACCUUAUGCAGUCCGUUUUUGGCCUUCAUAACCCAAGUCGUGUAAAAGCGAUUUGUUAUGCAACGACAGCCAGUGAUAAUUCCAUUCAUCGUCAACAAAUCCAACGGGAAGCUCCUGUUUUCCGUGAUGUUAGUAGUUGGUCCGUUGAUCGAUUAGUGGAUCAGAUUGUCAGAGAUGGUGUUCAUAUUCUCGUCAACUUAAAUGGUUAUACACGUGGUGCUCGUAACGAGGUGUUUGCAGCUCGGCCUGCGCCUAUACAUAUGUCCUUCAUGGGGUUUGCUGGGUCAUUGGGUGCGGAAUGGUCUGACUACAUUCUAGCCGAUGAACUCUCUAUUCCACCUAGUACUCUGGCCCCUCGAGGACAAUCCGCAAGGAUAGAAGAUCGUCUGUAUGACGUGGAUCACAACGAAGAUGCCGAUGACUGGAUAUAUAACGAGAAAAUUGUGUAUACCAAGCACACCUUCUUCUGCUGCGAUCACAGGCAAAGUGCACCAGAUGCACGCGCGCCCAGGUUGACAUGGGAAGAGGAGCAAGCAAAUAGGUGGAAGAUGCGCAAGGAACUGUUCCCCGACCUCAAGGAUGAUACAGUAAUUCUCGGUAACUUUAAUCAGCUGUACAAGAUCGAACCAACAACGUUCCGUACAUGGCUAAGGAUUUUAGCCGGUAUUCCUAAUGCAAUACUCUGGCUCCUCCGCUUCCCUGACGUUGGUGAGCACAAUCUCCGACAAACAGCAAAAGCCUGGGCCGGCGAAGCAACUGCAUCAAGGAUCGUAUUCACUGAUGUUGCGCCAAAACACACACAUAUUUCCCGUGCUCGCAUCUGCGAUCUUUUCUUGGACACGCCAGAAUGUAAUGCUCACACCACCGCGGCUGACGUCCUUUGGAGUGGCACACCACUCCUCACGUUUCCACGGUACAAAUACAAGAUGUGCUCUCGCAUGGCAUCUAGUAUUCUAACAAGUGCGCUUCCGCAGACGGAAGAUGGAAAACAAGCUGCGAGACAGUUGAUUUCUUCAGAUGAGGUUGAAUAUGAAAAAACUGCAAUUGAACUGGGUUUGGGGAUGAAGUACGAACUUGGCAAUAACCAAGGCAGUGCAAGGGGGCGAUUGUUUGAACUUCGGAAAAUGCUUUACUUGAAUCGGUGGGAAAGUAAACUGUUUGAUACCCGAAGAUGGGUCAAUGAUUUGGAAGAGGCGUACGAGAAGGUUUGGGCGAACUGGGUUCAAGGAGAAGAGAAAGAUAUAUGGCUAUGA
Molecule: messenger RNA, 2781 nt
Organism: Trichophyton rubrum CBS 118892
Lineage: Eukaryota; Fungi; Ascomycota; Eurotiomycetes; Onygenales; Arthrodermataceae
Exons: 2
Coding region: 1-2781 (926 amino acids)
Biological process (GO): protein O-linked glycosylation
Molecular function (GO): glycosyltransferase activity; protein binding
Source: RefSeq, a predicted model, not a curated record